Messenger RNA from Lizanozyma spartinae, 1380 nucleotides. RefSeq names its product dioxygenase. The coding region runs from base 1 to 1380 and encodes 459 amino acids. The record is from RefSeq and is a predicted model, not a curated record. Gene Ontology annotation, molecular function: heme binding; metal ion binding; indoleamine 2,3-dioxygenase activity. Gene Ontology annotation, biological process: 'de novo' NAD+ biosynthetic process from L-tryptophan. Gene Ontology annotation, cellular component: cytoplasm. NCBI's taxonomy places the organism in Eukaryota, Fungi, Ascomycota, Pichiomycetes, Serinales, Debaryomycetaceae. The transcript has 2 exons.
AUGGUGGAAAUGACUACAGUUCCCAGACUCGAGGACUAUGAUAUCAGCCCUGAAACAGGGUUUUUGCCUCAAGAGUUACCUCUUAUAAGACUCCCUCAAGAGUAUUACCAACCCUGGGAAGUUUUACUCGACAAUUUGCCACAUCUUCUUAUGACUCAAACUGUCAGAAAGCAUAUACAAAAGCUUCCUAAUUUAACCACCGACCAAUUGAGUAAUGUUAGAGAAUAUCGUAGAGCAUAUCAAUGUCUCUCAUUUCUUGCUCACGCAUAUAUCUGGGGUACUUCAAGUGAGCCAUUAGAUCGUUUAUGUGCUCAAAUUGCUGAUCCUUUGGUUAAAGUAAGUAACUACUUGGGUUUACCUCCAUUAGCUACUUAUGCUGGGUUAUGUAUGUGGAAUUUCAAAACAAUUAUGCCUUUAAAGGAAUCUGAAACUAAUCCUUGGUGGGAUAAUUUAGAUAACUUAUCCACUAUCAACACAUACACAGGAUCAUUUGAUGAAAGUUGGUUUUAUAUUGUGAGUGUGUACUUUGAAAAGUUUGGAGCAAAUGUUAUAAAUACGGGGAUAGAACUGUUUGCCAACUGUGUACAUGAUGAACCAGAGAAACUAGCUCUUAACCUCCAAAAAUUGGCGGAGUUAAUAGAUGUUUUGGGAUCCGUUGUUCUCAAGAUGGAAGAGAUGUGUGAUCCUCAUACAUUUUAUUUCCGAAUUAGACCCUAUUUAGCAGGAUGGCUGAACAUGGCAGAUGCUGGAUUGCACAAGGAUGGUGUUUUUUAUGAAGGUCAAACCAAUAUGCGUUUUAAGUUAGCAGGCGGGUCCAAUGCUCAAAGUUCUUUGGUUCAAUUCAUAGAUUCAUUAUUGGGAAUUAAGCAUUAUUCUACUGGAGAAAGACCAUUACAAAAGGAAUUGAGACGGAAUGAACAAAGUUCCAGUGCUGCUCCUCAAUCAUCAUUUAUGAAUGAUAUGCAGAAUUAUAUGCCCCGGAAACAUCGUGAAUUCCUUCAAGUUCUCGAGGCUACGUCACCUAUUCAUGAAUAUGUUAAAGCAAACAGUGAAAAGCAUCCUGGUUUAAUUAUCAGUUAUGAUGGUGCAUUAGCGAUGAUGAAACUGUUUAGAGACAAACACAUUCAAAUUGUGACCAGAUAUAUUGUUCUUCAAGCCAAACAGUCCAAUAAAUUGGGUUCGUCGACAACUUUACGGUCAGGCUUGGCAAGAAGAAAGAAGGAAGAAAGAGGCACAGGAGGUACAAGUUUGUUACCUUUCUUAAAGCAAUGCAGAGAUGAAACUGGUGAUCCAGCAGUAGGUACAUGGGGUAAGCGUAUUCUCACAGAUGGUGUAAUGCAAUUAAAAUAUUCGCAAAAGAAUGGUAUUAAUGAGGAUUGA